GAAAAGCACCACUGAUAGAAAAAAGCUUUCAUUCCGUCGCUAGCCAGCACACAGCUGUGGAAGUGGUCUAGUCAUUCUCUCUAAUAUCUUAUUUGCGACCCAUAAUCAACACGGACUCGGAGUCUAGACGGCGCUUUAAAGAAUAUGCCCAAGAAUAAAGGUAAAGGAGGUAAGAACCGUCGUCGUGGUAAGAACGAGAAUGAGUCUGAGAAGAGAGAGUUGGUUUUCAAGGAGGAUGGCCAAGAAUAUGCUCAGGUGAUUAAGAUGUUGGGCAAUGGCAGGUUGGAGGCAAUGUGCUUCGAUGGGGUGAAGAGGCUCUGUCACAUCCGGGGAAAGCUCCGGAAAAAGGUUUGGAUUAACACGUCGGAUAUCAUUCUGGUUGGAUUAAGAGACUAUCAGGACAACAAGGCUGACGUCAUCUUAAAGUACAAUGCCGAUGAGGCUAGAAGUCUGAAAGCCUACGGAGAGCUUCCAGAGCAUGCCAAAAUCAACGAGACGGAUACAUUUGGAAAUGGAGAUGAGGAUGACAUCAUGUUUGAUGACAUUGGUGAUGAUGACGAGGACAUUGAUGAUAUCUAAGCAGUGCCGCGGUGAGGAGAAUGGUAAUGUGUUGUCCGGUCUGGAGAGAUCGGACCCCAUGUCCCCCCUGGACCCCACCCCACCCCCCUUUGGAGUGUUGUCUUCUCCUCUAUGGCCAGGUGGCAACGCGUGCGUUAGGAUUGUGUCACUACUAACAUGACUGCAACAGCAGGCUCAACCCAGUAUAAUUUUGUUAUGUAUUUAUAUUAAUUUCACUCUCAAAUGUGGAAUUUAGUUCAGAAUCUCUGGAUUCGCAAUAAAAGAAAAAGAUGAACCAUUUUAUAUUUGGUCUGGAAGUCUGAAUCAUUGUAGAAGUUUUUUUUUCUUUUCCGGUCGACCCGUGACUUUCCUACCGCCUGAGAGUUUAGUUGGUAAGAAAUGUUUCUUCAAGAACAGUUUUAUGCCGCUAAAGGUGACUCCAGUCUCAUUUUGAAUGUUAAUUUCCUACUCAAGCUUUUUAUUUUCUGAUAUCACAAUGCGGUAUCCUCUGCAUUGAAUGCAAAAAAUGAAAUGAAAGAAUAAAAAAUGCCUACACACGCACUCACACACCAAAUUUAAGAGCAAGCUUGUCUCGGGCAAAGUCGACACUGGGACACCAGUUUAUCUGUAUUUUUCUAUUUGACGACCUCAUUAUGUUUUGUGUCUUGUUAUAGAUGAUUAAGAAACAAACAGAAAAGAUCUCUGCAAAGCAGCUGCUUUUAUUAAAAUUUAAGAAAAUGCCUGUCCGAGCCUAUAUCUGUUUCUGUAUAGCGGUCGUGUUUCAUUUGAAGUAUUGUAAAAUGCUGUCUUUAUGGAUUGAGGGAUGUUGAAUAAAAAAAUACCAAUUCCAA
Engraulis encrasicolus (European anchovy) is the source of this 1409-nucleotide messenger RNA. RefSeq names its product eukaryotic translation initiation factor 1A X-linked b (gene eif1axb). The transcript is spliced from 7 exons. Gene Ontology annotation, cellular component: cytoplasm. The record is from RefSeq and is a predicted model, not a curated record. Bases 145 to 579 code for a protein of 144 amino acids. Lineage: Eukaryota; Metazoa; Chordata; Actinopteri; Clupeiformes; Engraulidae. Gene Ontology annotation, biological process: translational initiation. Gene Ontology annotation, molecular function: translation initiation factor activity; RNA binding.